ACAUCCGGGUAAUUGUGUUCAGAGAGGCGGCUGUUGGUAUUCUUCGGCGAGGGUGAGGAGACAAAGAAAACAGGUAACUUUAACAUUUUAACUCACCUGUCCUUUUAAACCUGUCCGCUACCGUCUCACUUCAAACUGACGUCACGGCGACGUAACGUAAAAGUGUGUGUGUGUGUGUGUGUGUGUGUGUGUGUUUGUGUAUGAGAGAGAGAGAGAGAGAGAGAGCUAAAGCUAAAGCUAACUGCAGCGCUGAACCGCGUUUAGACUCCGGGGAACUACAUAGAACUGCAAACCCCAAAAACCACAAACCCCAAAAAACACCAAGACUAAUUUAACAUUAAAGAAAACUAAAUAUUAAAUAACUUUAAUUUAAUGAUACUGAUAUAAUUAAAUCUAUUAUCAUUAUUAUUUAUUAUCAUUUCUAUUAUUAUGAAUGAUUAUUAUUAUAAAUAUAACAUUAUGGUAACAACACUGAGGAUUAACAGAACACACAACUGUCUGAAAAUGACCUGCCAAGUGGAAAGUCUUCCUGCAUUUGAUUAAAGUUAAUUCUGUUUAAGUUCUGAAAAAAGUAAGACUGAUGCAGUGAACUGAGAAUAAACCCACAAAAGAAGAGGAAGAGCAGAGGACUGAGAUCUGAUUUAAUCUCUCUCUCUCUCUCUCUCUCUCUCUCUCUCUCUCUCUCUCUCUCUCUCUCUCCCUCCCUCUCUCUGUCUCUCUCUCUUUCUUGUAGGAAAAAGCUCCAACAUGUCGACCGAUGAGGACGUGGCUCCGGCCGUGAAAAGGAGUCGUGUUUUCUACGGCAGCCUGGAGGAGAAAGAGCGCGAGCGUCUGAACUCAGAAAUGAUGAGCGGAGCAGGAACAGAAAGCGAUGCUGUGAAGGCGGGCAUAGAGGCGGGCAACAUAAACAUCUCCUCAGGUCAGUGUCACACACUUCUAGGGAUGGGUAUCAUUUGAUUUUGAACGAUUCCAAUUCCAAUUUCGAUUCCGAUUCCUAUCGAUUCUCUAUUUCGAUUCUUUUAAAAGGCAGGAUAUCAAAAAAAAAAAAAAAAAAAGCAAAGGUUGGAUGAGGGCACUAACCGGAGCUUUUCUUUUUAGAUGAAAUUUCUGAACUUCUCCAUGAAUUUUUAAAUCAUAUUAACUUUUUAAGAACUUUACUAUGAAUUUCUCACAGUGCUAUUUUCAACCAGUAUAUAAAUAUCAAUUUUUGUUGUCAGGUCGUUUGUCUAUGAAAAAGUACAAGGGCUAACGUUAGUUGGAUAUUUAAGUUUACUCGCCGUACUCAUUACAAUUUGUUUACCGCUUCAAAGUUAGCAGAGGACAGAAGUAAUUUAUUGUUUCACUUAUUUAAUCCUGACUGGUUAGCAGAAGACAGGUGUUGUGCUGUAGAAUGCACCCCUGCCGUAGAAUGCCUCCCCUCCACUCAUUGCAAACAUAUGCUGCGUCCGAAUUGCCAAGUAGUAGUCGAAGUAGUAUGAAGCAUGUCCGAAUUGGCCACCGGAGCGAGUAGCAUGCUACUUCAGAUACUACUUCAGAUACUAGACACGCCCACAUUGUAGGAUGGUCGCGGUGCAUCCUACGGGCAUGCUACUGACCCAAAAUGCACCGCGGACUUCUUCUUCGUCCUCUUAAAUGUUGUAGAAGCGCAUGUGAUGCUAGCGCCAACAGCUGCUGCCUAUUUAGAUGCGUCGCAAACGCCGGCUGGCCACAGCGCACCAUGGCGGAGCAGCAGCAGCAACAGCAGGCAGGACCGCAGCAGUACAGAUGUAAGUUUCAUGUAACUUCGCACACUGUCCUAAAAAAUGUGUGGUUAUAUCUUUUUGUCAUGUCAUGGUGUCAUAUUUGCCCAAGUAAUCAUUUUAUGAGCAAAUAUGUGGCGACAUCAUGGAGGUAAAUCUCACUUAUUCCAUCAUUAAACUGCACAGCUGCAGUAAUCAGGCAGAUCUCAUUGAACAAACGAUCACCAUGUGAGUGAAUGAAGGCUAAAAGUAAUGGAAAAGCUACUUUGUGAAUUUCUAAAGCAGUGCAGGAAUAUAAUACAGCAGCAUCCAUCACUUGCACAAUUACCAUUCAAAAAGUCUAAAACGGGCGCAGUACCUACUCUCUGCCUACGGGGGUCGUCUUUCCCCACCGCUCGUCUAGUGUGUCUGAAUUGGGCCAACGUGUUUAGUAUGUAGGAGUAGGAUCUAGCAGUAGUAUGUAGCAGUAGCAUGCGAGCGGGCAAUUUGGACACAGCAAUGGCCAUUAAGACAGUUUCCCAUGAUGCUCUGCAGGAGAGACUCUGGAUAUAGAGGAGCGUGUCAGUGAGCGACAGCAGGAAGCGCUAGCUGCGUUUGAGCGGCGACGGCGAGCACGGCAGAUCACCGUCUCUACUGAUGAUGCCGAGGUGAAGGCCGGCCUCCGAGCGCUAGGGGAGCCAAUCACACUGUUUGGAGAGGGACCAGCUGACCGCAGAGAGAGGUCGACAACAAACAACGCCAAGUUUUUCAACAACAACAAACAACAACAAACAUUUAAACAACAAAGAUUUAAACAACAAACAUUUAUGUGUGUGUGUGUGUGUGUGAGAGCAGGCUGCGUAGCGUCCUCUCCGUGGUCGGUCCGGACGCUCUGAAGAAGUCAAAGAGAGACGAAGAGAGAGCGAAGAGGACCCAGGACGAGGUCAGAACACACACAGACCCACAAAACACACACACUUGAACACAAACUCUGUCACACACUCUGUCAGUGUGCACAGGGUGUGUAUGGGUGUGUGUUUGUUAAAAUGUUUACAUUCUCAUUAAUAAAAUCUGAUCCUCCUCGCUGAUCAAUCACAGUGCCAGCAAACAUGGUACCAUGAAGGCUCCGCCUCCCUGAAAGAAGCUCGUCUCUGGUUAGCCAGAUACUCUCUACCUCGGUAAGUCAGCAUUGAACCAACCAGUCACAGGCUCUGACAUCACUUCCUGUUUACAGAUAGCGAGUAAACUCCGAUGUUAAAAAUGUCAUUGUAUGUCAACGACCAAUCAGAGAUCAGGCUGGACCUCAGCGCCCAAUCAGGAAUAAGAAACUACCAUUAUUACUAUUAUAAUUUAUUAUUUUUAUAAUAAUAAUAAUUAUUAUUAUUAUCAUGUUUAUUAUUAUUUAUAUAUAUAUAUAUAUAUUUUCCCUUUAUUAUUAUCACUGUUAUUGUUGUUGUUAUUUUUGUGUUAAAACGCUUUGGCAAUAUUGUCGUAACAAUCAUGCCAAUAAAGCUCAUUGAGAGGAUAGAGAAAGAGAGAGAGAGACGAGGGAGAGAGAGAGGGAGAGAGAGAGGGAGAGAGAGAGAGCGAGAGAGAGAGAGAGAGAGCAGCCCUCACUGAAGCCCUCUAACUGACAGACCCAUAUUGAUCGUCAGUCACUGAUUGGACGCUGCAGAAGGUGAUGAAACUUAAAAUUACGUUCAGAGUCCCUGAGAGACGCCAAAACGAGGUGAAGAGUUCGCUGUCAGACACACGACCAUGAGGCCAUCUGCAGGAUGUUCAUGAACAGUUAUUAUUCAUUCAGGAUGAUGAUUGGCUGUGACGAACUGACUAACUCUGUGAUUGGCUGAUCAGGGCCAUGAGGCGUCUGGAUGCUGCAUGCGCUCAGAGAGACAUUUCUGAUGCAACAAAGACGAUCCGACAGCAAGAGCUACACAAGAGUCUGAGAGUGAGAUGGACACACACACUCACACAUGUACACACGCACACACAUAUGUACAGAGUUAACCCUAUAACUCCUGACUAUCAUUACUAGGGUGUUUUUAUUCGUUUCCUUCACCUUCAUCGUCUUUUCUUCUGCUUUAGAAUUUAAAUAACUUCUGCAGUCAGAUUGGAGACGACCGACCCAUCAGCUUCUGCCAUUUCAGCCCUGACUCCAGAAUGUUGGCCACCGCCUCCUGGUAUCAAGCUCCGCCCACAUCUUCAACGUACACACCAAGAGUUAGCACACAGGAAGGAAGCAGAACUAUGAAGAGAGCGAGCAUUGGUCCACAAACUGUGUCUUAAUUCAGGUUCACUGUCGGUGUCGGAUACGUGGUUCUGGUCGGAUGUCGACCUGAUACUGUGUUUUUAUGUUUUUGAUUGUGGCUGCAGAGCGGAUCAGUUUAUCAUGUUUGGUUCGCAGAUUUUAGUGAGUGUAGUGAUCAUGCGCAGACAGUCUUUUGUUUUUGGAUUUCCUUUUACAUUUUUUUACGCACGCUCAGAAUCACGAAUGAAAUGGGAUACCCUUGGUGCCACGUGAUGACAUCAUGCACACUUCCUCACUAUUCAAAGUUAGCAUUAGCAUUAGGAUUAGCAUUAGCGGCUCCAGCCUCAGUGCAUUUAUGUUUUUUGAUUUUUCCUUGAAGCUAUCGCUAACACGCUAACCUCCCCACACAGGAGCGGUUUGUGUAAGCUGUGGUCCGUCCCAGACUGUAACCUGAUCCGAACACUCAGAGGUGGGCAGAGCUUCACAUGAUUAUACUCUUGUUUAGACUCGUAUUAGCUCUGAGCUAACUUCUGAUCAUGUUGUAAACACGUGUCAAUGAACACCACCACUUGUUCUAUCACUGCUAUGUGACUGAGACUCCGCCCCCUCUCUGAAUUCCUGCUCUCUGAUUGGUUUAAGGACACAACACCAACGUGGGCUCAGUGGUUUUCCGUCCACAGGCAGGGGUCAGUCUCGACCAAUCAGAUGUCAGCCUGGCCUCAUGUGCUGCGGACGGAUCAGUGAAGCUGUGGAACCUGGAGAGGUGAGGGGGAGGGGCUUAGGGAUGACACGCCCUGCCCGCCCUUUAUUAGAUAACACUCAUACAAUCAAUCAAUCGAUCAGUUUUUUAUUGAUAAAGCACCAAAUCACCACAGAGAGCAGAUCUGGAUCACACAGAUGUUCCAGACAGACCCUAGAUUGAAGGGAUAUACAUUUCACCGUGAGAGAAGCACAGAAACCUUCAUACCUGUCUGUCUGUCAAUCUGUCUGUCUGUUUGUGUGGUUACCAUAGCGACGAGCCAGUGGCAGACAUUGAGGGCCACAGCGAGCGAGUCUCCCGAGUAUCCUGGCACCCUUCAGGAAGGUUCCUGGGAACCACUUGGUACUAAACAAACAUACAACAACACACACUUCUCUCUCUCUCACACCUGUGUCUCACCUGAUCCUCUCACCUGUCUCGCCUGUCUGUCCUACCUGUCUUUCUCACCUGUGUCUCUCAUCCGUCUGACCUGUCUCUCUCAUCUGUCUUAGCUGUCUCUCUAACCUGUCUCACCUGUCUCUCUCUCUCGCUCACCGGUCUCACCUGUCUCGACUGUCUCUCUCACCUGUCUUAGGUGUCUCGACUGUUUCUCUCACCUGUCUCAACUGUCUCACCUCUCUUCUCACCUGUCUGUCUUACCUGUCUCUCUCAUCUGUCUUACCUGUGUCUCUCACAUGUCUCACCUCUCUCGCCUGUCUCUCUCACCUGUCUCUCUCUCUCUUUCAACUGUUUCAUCUGUCUUUCUCACCUGUCUCUCUCACCUGUCUGUCUCACCUCUCUCUCUCUCACCUGUGUCACUUGUCUUUCUCACCUCUCUCUUUCUCACCUGUGUCACUUGUCUGUCUCACCUGUCUCGUCUGUCUCCCUCACCUGUCUCACCUGCCUCGCCCUCUCUCACACCUGUUUCACCUGUCUCUCUCACCUGUCCCACCUGUCUCGACUGUCUCUCUCAUCUGUCUCACCUUUUUGGCUCACCUCUCUGUCUUACCUGUCUCACGUGUCUCACCUUCUUGCCUGUCUCUCUCAGCUCUCUCACCUGUCCUUCUCACCUGUGUGUCUCACCUGUCUCACCUGUCUUUCUCACUUGUCUCUCUUAUCUGUCUGACCUGUCUCUCUCACUUGUCUAAUGUGUCUCUCUCUCUUGCUCUCACCUGUCUGACCUGUCUGUCUUACCUGUUUCACCUGUCUCUCACCUGUCUCUCUCACCUGUCCCACCUGUCUCGACUGUCUCUCUCAUCUGUCUCACCUUUGUGGCUCACCUCUCUGUCUUACCUGUCUCACGUGUCUCACCUUCUUGCCUGUCUCUCUCAGCUCUCUCACCUGUCCUUUUCACCUGUGUGUCUCACCUGUCUCACCUGUCUUUCUCACUUGUCUCUCUUAUCUGUCUGACCUGUCUCUCUCACUUGUCUAAUGUGUUUCUCUCUCUUGCUUUCACCUGUCUGACCCGUCUGUCUUACCUGUCUCACCUGUCCCGACUGUCUUUCUCACCUGUCUUACCUGUCUCGUUUGUCUCACCCGUCUGUCUCACCUCACUUUCUCACCUGUCUGUUUGACCUGUCCCUUUCAUCUGUCUCACCUGUCUCUCUCACCUGUCUCACCGGUCUAUCUCACCUGUCUCUCUCACUUGUCUUACCUGUCUCGACUGUUUCUCUCACCUGUCUCACCUCUCUUCCUCACCUUUCUCUCUCAUCUGUCUUACCUGUCUCUCCUGUCUCUCUCACCUGUCUCUCUCUCUCUUGCUUACCUGUCUCACCUCUCUCUCACCUUUCUGUCUCACCUCUCUGUCUCACCUGUCUGUCUCACCUCUCAAUCACCUGUCCCACCUGUCUGUCUUACCUGUAUCUCUAACCUGUCUCUUUCUCUCUCUCACCUGUCACACCUGUUUUGUCUGUCUCUCUCACUUGUUUUACCUGUCUUGACUGUUUCUCUCACCUGUCUCAACUGUCUGUCUCACCUCACUUUCUCACUGGUCUUACCUGUCUCUCUCGACUGUAUCACUUGCCUCGCUUUCUCUCUCACCUGUUUAACCUGUCUCAACCGUUUCUCUCACCUGUCUCACCUGACUGGCUCAUGUCUCUGUCUCACCUUUCUCUCUUAUCUGUCUGACCUGUCUCUUUCAUCUGUCUUACCUUUCUUAAGUGUCUCACCCUCUUGCCUGUCUCUCUCACCUCUCUCACCUUCCCUCUCACCUGUCUCUCUUACCUGUCUGACCUGUCUCUCUCAUCUAUCUUACCUGUCUCACGUGUCUCACCUUCUUGCCUGUCUCUCUCACCUCUCUCACCUGCCUCAACUGUCUUUCUCACCUGUCUCUCUCUCUCUCUCACCUGUUUCACCUGUCUCUUUUACCUGUCUCACCUCUCCUGACUGUCUUUCUCACCUGUCUUACCUGUCUCACCUCUCUCUCUUACCUGUCUGUCUCAGCUCUCUCUCUCACCUGUCUGUCUCAUCUCUCUCUCUCACCUGUCUCCCUCUCACCUGUCUCACCCCUCUUUCUCACCUGUCUGUCUUACCUCUCUUUCUCUCUCUCACCUGUCUCUCUCAUCUGUCUGACCUGUCUCUAUCAUCUGUCUGAGCUGUCUCUCUCAACUUUCUGUCUCACCUGUCUGUCUGAUCUCUCUCUAUCACCUGUCUCGCCUGUCUAUCUCACCUGUCUGUCUCACCUCUCUCUCUCUCACCUAUCUUGCCUGUCUGUCUCACUUGUCACUCUCAUCUGUCUGACCUGUCUCUCAACUGUCUGGCUCACCUCUCUCUCUCUCUCUCUCUCACCUGUCUGUCUCCCCUCUCUCUUUCGCACUUGUCUCACCUCUCUCUCUCACCUGUCUCUCUUAUCUGUCUUACCUUUCUGUCUCACCUGUCUUGCUUGUAUCUCUCACCUGUCUAACCUGCCCAGCUCUCUCUCUCACCUGUCUGUCUCACCUAUCUCUCACCAGUCUCACCUGUCUGUCUUACUGUUCUUUCUCACCUGUCUCACUUGUCUCGCCUGUCUCUCUCACCUGUCUCUCUUUCUCUCUCACUUUUCUGUCUCACCUCUCUCUCUCUCUCUCUCACCUGUCUCACUUGACUCGCCUGUCUCUCUCAUCUGUCUUACCUGUCUGUCUCACCUGUCUUGCUUGUAUCUCUCACCUGUCUAACCUGCCCAGCUCUCUCUCUCACCUGUCUGUCUCACCUAUCUCUCACCAGUCUCACCUGUCUGUCUUACUGUUCUUUCUCACCUGUCUCACUUGUCUCGCCUGUCUCUCUCACCUGUCUCUCUUUCUCUCUCACUUUUCUGUCUCACCUCUCUCUCCUUCUCUCUCACCUGUCUCGCCUGUCUCUCUCACCUGUCUCGACUGUCUCUCUCACCUAUCUCGACUGUCUCUCUCACCUGUCUCACCUUUCUGUCCCCCCCUCGUCCCACCUGUCUUUCUCAUCUGUCUGACCUGUCUUUCUGAUCUGUCUUACCUGUCUCAUGUGUCUCACCUUCUUACCUGUCUCUAUCACCUCUCUCACCUGUCUCAACUGUCUUUCUCACCUGUCUCUCUCAUCAGUCUGACCUCUCUCUCACCUGUCUCUCUCUCUUUCACCUGUCCCGACUGUCUUUCUCACCUGUCUGUCUCAACUCUCUCUCUCACCUGUCUGUCUCACCUAUCUCUCACCUGUCUGUCUAACCGUUCUUUCUCACCUGUCUCACUUUCUCUCUCACCUGUCUCACCUCCCUCUCUCACUUUUCUGUCUCACCUCUCUCUCUCUCACCUGUCUCACUUGUCUUGCCUGUCUCUCUCACCUGUCUCAACACUUUCUCUCACCUUUCUGUCUCACCUCUCUCUUUCACCUGUCUCUCACCUGUCUCAACUGUCUUUCUCACACGUCUCUCUCAUCUGUCUGACCUCUCUCUCACCUGUCUCGCCUCUCUCUCUCACCUGUCUGUCUCACCUCUCUCUCACCUCCCUCUCUCACCUGUCUCACCUCUUUCUCACCUGUCUCUCUCAUCUGUCUGACCUGUUUCUCUCACUUGUCUCUCUCUCUCACCUGUCUGUCUCGCCUCUUUCUCUCUCUCACCUGUCUUACCUCUCACCUGUCUCUCUCUCUCUCUCACCUGUUGUAUCUGUGUCUUUUACCUGUCUCACCUCUCUCUCUCACUUGUCUGUCUCACCUCUCUUUCUCUCACCUGUCUGUCUCAUAUCUCUCUCAACUGUCUCACCUGUGUGUCUCUCUCUCUCUGUCACCUGUCUCACCUGUCUCUCUCAUCUGUCUGACCUGUUUCUCCCACCUGUCUUACCUCUCACCUGUUUGUCCCACCUCUCUCUCUCACUUGUCUGUCUCACCUGACUCUCUCAUCUGUCUUUCCUGUCUCUGUCGCCUGUCCUAUGUGUCUCACCUGUCUAGCCUGUCUCUCUCACCUGUCUCACCACGUUCUCUCACCUUUCUGUCUCACCUCCUUCUCUCACCUGUCUGUCUCAUCUCUCUCUUUCACCUGUCUCUCACCUGUCUCAACUGUCUUUCUCACCUUUCUCUCUCACCUUUCUCUCUCUCCCUCUCACCUGUUGUAUCUGUGUCUUUUACCUGUCUCACCCACUCUAUGUCAAGCUGAUUGUAGCUUGGAAGCUGCUCUGAAGGGAGUACAGAAGGGCGUUUUACACUGCGGCUCUGCUCCCUUGUUUCUGUGUGUAAGUGGUAGUGGCUGGGAAGCUGCUCUAAAGGAGGCACAGGGGGGCGUGUAAGACUGCGGCCCUGCUCCCUGAUCUCUGCUUUGAAUUGUCAGUGGUUCGGAUUAAUCGGCCAGAUUUCUGGAUAAACGGGCCGCUCCAUCUCGAGUGGGAUGAAUGCCGUCCCGACUAAUCAGACCAGGCUUGCCCCAAAAUGACUUCCAAUUAUCAAUGAAGCUCACGCCGUUUUGCGGACACCACCUCGACAGCCAGCGGUUGAAUGAUGAGAUACGGCUACACAUCUCAUCAGUUGUCUGGUCGGGCAGGGGACCAGAGAAAACUACGGAGUCCGACAUGGUUUUGGCAUAUUCACACACCGAUUCCACGUUCAAUUUAGUGACUUCCGACUGGCGGCGUCGGGAGUCAUUAACGCCGACAUGUAUUACAAUCUUACGGAAUUUACGUUUAGCCUUUGCCAGCAGUUUUAAACUACCUUCGAUGUCGCCCGCUCUGGCCCCUGGAAAACACUUAACUGUGGCCGCUGACUUCGCUAAUUUCACAUUUCGGACUACAGAGUCUCCAAUCACAAGAGCGUCGGGCUCAGCAGGUGUGUUGCUGAGAGGGGCAAAUUUGUUUGAAAUGUGAAUAUGGUGGUCUACCGUGGGCUUCUUAGGCCUACUGCUAUGCUUCCCUUUAGCAGUGACCCAACCACUACUACAUCCCGGCUGCUCGGGAUUCGCCGGGGGGGAAGCUAAGCUAGGCCGACCCGCACCGGCUACCGUGUCCUGGCUGGCUACCGCUACGCUAGCAUCGGUGCGGAGCCGCUUUUCUAACUCUGUAAUCCUCGCCUCCAGAGCUAAGAAUAAACUACACUUAAAGCAGGUAUCGUUAUCGUCUAAGGAGGACGAGGAGUAACUGAACAUCUGACACACUGAGCAGAAGCGAGCAGGAGAAGCAGGAGACCGGGGGGAAGCCAUCGUUAGCAAGUGUAGCUAAGAGAAGCUAAGCUAGGAGCUAGUAAAGUAAAUGAUCAGAGAGAUCGCCCGGAGUGGAGAUAAAGACGGUGCUUGGUGAAAACUAUCAGAAAUACUUACAGACUUUCUAAACAAACAGAUGUACUGAUAGAUUACAGAGAGAAAGCAAGAGAGCGCUUUCAGGAGGAACAAAACGCUACACACAGUUCAACAGCAAGGAAGGGAAUGAGGCAAUGCGCACGCUCACCAGUCAGGAGGAGGAGUCCAAGCUCGUUCAAGCUUUUUGUGUGUCACCUGUCACCUAUAACCUGUCUGUCUCAUCUCUCUCUCAACUGUCUCACCUGUGUCUCUCUCUGUCGCCUGUCUCACCUGUCUCUCUCAUCUGUCUCACCUCUCUCUCUCACCUGUCUGUCUCAUCUGUCUUUCACCUGUCUCUCACCUGUCUCAACUGUCUUUCUCACCUUUCUCUCUCACCUUUCUCUCUCUCUCUCUCUCUCACCUGUUGUAUCUGUGUCUUUUACCUGUCUCACCCAUCCCGACUGUCUUUCUCACCUGUCUUACCUGUCUCACCUCUCUCUCAACUGUCUGUCUCAUCUCUCUCUCAACUGUCUCACCUGUGUCUCUCUCUCUCCCUGUCACCUGUCUCUCUCUCUCACCUGUCUCUCUCAUCUGUCUGACCUGUUUCUCUCACCUGUCUCGCCUGUCUCUCUCUCUCACCUGUCUGUCUCGCCUCUUUCUCUCUCUCACGUGUCUGACCUCUCUCUCUCACCUGUCUUACCUCUCACCUGUCUCUCUCACCUGUCUCUCUCUCUCUCUCUCACCUGUUGUAUCUGUGUCUUUUACCUGUCUCACCUAUCCUGACUGUCUUUCUCACCUGUCUUAUCUGUCUCACCUCUCUCUCUCACUUGUCUGUCUCACCUCUCUUUCUCUCACCUGUCUGUCUCAUCUCUCUCUCAACUGUCUCACCUGUGUCUCUCUCUGUCACGUGUCUCACCUGUCUCUCUCAUCUGUCUCACCUGACUCUCUCAUCUGUCUGACCUGUCUUUCUCACCUGUCUUACCUGUCUCACCUUCUUGCCUGUCUCUCUCACCUCUCUUACCUGCCUCUCUCACCUCUCUUACCUGCCUCAACUGUCUUUCUCACCAUUUUCUCUCACCUUUAUGUCUGACCUGUCUCUCUUACCUGUCUCACCAUUUUCUCUCACCUUUCUGUCUCACCUCUCGACCUCACCUGUCUGCCUCAUCUCUCCUUCUCACCUGUCUCUCUCUCUUACCUGUCUGUCUCACCUCUCUCUCUCUCUCUCACCUGUUUUACCUGUCUGUCUGACCUCUCUCUUGUCUGUCUUACCUGUCUCUCUCACGUCUCACCUGUCUCUCCUCUCUCUCUCACCUGUCUGUCUCACCUAUCUCUCUCACCUGUCUGACUCACCUAUCGCUCACCAGUCUCACCUGUCUGUCUUACCGUUCUUUCUCACUUGUCUCACUUGUCUCGCCUGUCUCUCUCGCCUGUCUCUCUUUCUCUCUCACCUGUCUCACCUCCCUCUCUCACUUUUCUGUCUCACCUCUCUCUCUCUCCUGUCUCGCCUGUCUCUCUCACCUGUCUCGACUGUUUUUCUCACCUGUCUCUCUCAUCUGUCUCACCUCUCUCUCUCACCUGUCUGUCUCAUCUCUCUCUCUCUCAACUGUCUCACCUCUCUCUGUCUCUCUCUCACCUGUCUCACCUCUUUCUCACCUGUCUCUCUCAUCUGUCUGACCUGACUCUCAUCUGUCUUUCCUGUCUCUCUCGCCUGUCCUAUGUGUCUCACCUGUCUCGCCUGUCUCUUUCACCUGUCUCACCACUUUCUCUCACCUUUCUGUCUCACCACUUUCUCUCACCUUUCUGUCUCACCUCUCUCUCUCACCUGUCCGUCUCAUCUCUCUCUUUCAACUGUCUUUCUCACCUGUCUCUCUCACCUGUUGUAUCUGUGUCUUUUACCUGUCUUACCUGUCUCACCUCUCUCUAUCACUUGUCUGUCUCACCUCUCUCUCUCACCUGUCUGUCUCAUCUCUAUCCCAACUGUCUCACCUGUGUCUCUCUCUCACUCUGUCACCUGUCUCACCUCUGUCUCACCUGUCUCUCUCAUCUGUCUGACCUGUUUCUCUCACCUGUCUCUCUCACUUGUCUCACUCUCUCACCUGUCUGUCUCGCCUCUCUCUCUCUCACCUGUCUUACCUCUCACCUGUCUCUCUCAUCUGUCUCACCUGACUCUCUCAUCUGUCUUUCCUGUCUCUCUUGCCUGUCCUAUGUGUCUCACCUGUCUCGCCUGUCUCUCUCACCUGUCUCACCACUUUCUCUCACCUUUCUGUCUCACCUCUCAGUCUCAUCUCUCUCUUUCACCUGUCUCUCUCUCUCUCACCUGUCUGUCUCACGUCUCUCUCUCACCUGUCUCAACUUUGUCUGUUUGACCUGUCUCUCUCAUCUGUCUGACCUCUCUCUUACUUGUCUUACCUGUCUCUCUCUCAUGUGUUUCACCUGUCUUGCCUGUCUCUCUUACCUGUCUCUUUCUCUCUCACCUGUCACACCUCUCUCUUACCUUUCUGUCUCUCCUCUCUCUCCCCUGUCUCUUACUUCUCUCUCUUACCUUUCUGUCUCACCUCUCUCUCACCUGUCGGUCUCACCUCUCUCUCUCUCUCUCACUUGUCUCACCUCUCUCUCACCUGUCUGUCUCACCUGUCUCUCUCAUUUGUCUGACCUGUCUCUCUCAUCUGCCUGACCUGUCUUUCUCGUCUGUCCUGUGUCUCACCACUUUCUCUCACCUUUCUGUCUCACCUCUCAGUCUCAUCUCUCUCUUUCACCAGUCUCUCUCUCACCUGUCUGUCUCACCUCUCUCUCUCACCUGUCUCAACUUUCUCUCGCAUCUGUCUUACCUGUCUGUUUGACCUGUCUCUCUCAUCUGUCUGACCUCUCUCUUGCUUGUCUUACCUGUCUCUCUCUCAUGUCUUUCACCUGUCUUGCCUGUCUCUCUUACCUGUCUCUUUCUCUCUCACCUGUCUCACCUCUCUUUUACCUUUCUGUCUCUCCUCUCUCUCCCCUGUCUAUCUUACUUCUCUCUCUUACCUUCUGUCUCACCUCUCUCUCACCUGUCGGUCUCACCUCUCUCUCUCUCUCUCUCUCUCACCUGUCUCACCUCUCUCUCACCUGUCUGUCUCACCUGUCUCUCUCAUUUGUCUGACCUGUCUCUCUCAUCUGUCUUUCCUGUCUCUCUCGUCUGUCCUGUGUCUCACCACUUUCUCUCACCUUUCUGUCUCACCUCUCAGUCUCAUCUCUCUCUUUCACCAGUCUCUCUCUCUCUCUCACCUGUCUGUCUCACCUCUCUCUCUCACCUGUCUCAACUUUCUCUCUCAUCUGUUUUACCUGUCUGUUUGACCUGUCUCUCUCAUCUGUCUGACCUCUCUCUUGCUUGUCUUACCUGCCUCUCUCUCAUGUGUUUCACCUGUCUUGCCUGUCUCUCUUACCUGUCUCUUUCUCUCUCACCUGUCUCACCUCUCUCUUACCUUUCUGUCUCUCCUCUCUCUCCCCUGUCUGUCUCACUUCUCUCUCUUACCUUUCUGUCUCACCUCUCUCUCACCUGUCGGUCUCACCUCUCUCUCUCUCUCUCUCUCUCUCACCUGUCUCACCACUGUCUCACCUGUCUCUCUCAUUUGUCUGACCUGUCUCUCUCAUGUGUCUUUCCUGUCUCUCUCGCCUGUCCUGUGUUUCACCUGUCUCUCUCAUCUGUCUCACCACUUUCUCUCACCUUUCUGUCUAACCUCUCUCUCUCCCCUGUCUGUCUCACUUCUCUCUCUUACCUCUCUGUCUCACCUCUCUCUCACCUGUCGGUCUCACCUCUCUCUCUCUCUCUCACCUGUCUCACCUGUCUCUCUCAUUUGUCUGACCUGUCUCUCUCAUGUGUCUUUCCUGUCUCUCUCGCCUGUCCUGUGUUUAACCUGUCUCUCUCAUCUGUCUCACCACUUUCUCUCACCUUUCUGUCUAACCUCUUUCUCUCACCUGUUUGUCUCAUCUCUUUUUCUCAUCUGUCUCUCUCUCACCUUUCUCACCUUUCUCUCUCACCUAUUUUACCUGUCUCUCUGACCUGUGUCUCUCUCAUCUGUCUGACCUCUCUCUUGUCUGUCUUACCUGUCUCACGUGUCUCACCUGUCUUGCCUGUCUCUCUUACCUGUCUCUUUCUCUCUCACCUGUCUCACCUCUCUUUUACCUUUCUGUCUCUCCUCUCUCUCUCACCUGUCUGUCUCACCUCUCUCUCUUACCUUUCUGUCUCACCUCUCUCUUACCUGUCGGUCUUACCUCCUUCUCUCUCUCCCACCUGUCUCACCUCUCUUUCUCACCUGCUUCACCUCUCUCUCCCAUCUGUCUUUCUCACCUGUCUCUCACACCUGUCUCACCUGUCUGUCUCACCUGCCCUACCUUUCUGUCUCACCUGUCUCUCUGACCUGUCUCACUUGUCUCGCCUGACUCUCUCAUCUGUCUCUCUUUCCCUCUCACCUGUCUCACCUCUCUCUCACCUGUCUGUCUUACCCGUCUCUCUCACCUGUCUCACUUGUCUGUCUCACCUGUCUUGCUUGUCUCUCUCACCUGUCUGACCUGCCCAGCUCUCUCCCUCACCUGUUUCACCGGUCUCAUCUGUCUCUCACCUGUCUCUCUUAUCUGUCUCGACUGAUUCUCUCACCUGUCUCACCUGUUUGGCUCACCUUCUGACCGGUCUCUCUCAUCUGUCUGACCUUUCCUUCCCAACCGUCUUACAUUUCAGGUCUAUCACUUGUCUCAUCUUCUUGCCUGUCUCUCUCACCUGCCCCAUCUGUCUGUCUUACCUGUCCCUCUCACCUGUCUCACUUGUCUGUCUCGCCUGUCUCUCUCACCUGGCUGUCUAACCUGUCUCGCCUGUCUCUCUCACCUGUCUGUCUCACCUGUAUCGCCUGUCUAACUCUCUCUCUCACCUGUUUUUUAACCUGUCCCACCUGUCUCGACUGUCUUUCUCACCUGUUUAACCUGUCUCUCACCUCUCUGUCUCACCUCCCUGUCUCAUCUGUCUGACCUGUCUCUUUCAACUGUCUUACCUGUCUCUCCUACCUGUCUCACCUGUCUAUCUCUCUGUCUCACCUCUCUCUCUCACCUUUCUGUCUCACAUCUCUUUCUUACCUUUCUGUCUCACCUCUCUCUCUCACCUUUCUGUCUCACCUGUCUCUCUCAGCUGUCUGUCUUACCUGUCUCACCUGUCUCUCUCUCUCUCUCUCUCUCUCUCUCUCUUUCUAACCAGUCUCACCUCUGUCUCACCGGUCUCACCUCUCUCUCUCUCACCUAUCUCUCAUCUGUCUCACCUCUCUCUCACCUGUCUCACCUUUUCACCCCUCUCUUACAUGCUUCUGUGUGCAGUUACGAUCACUCGUGGCGUCUCUGGGAUCUGGAGGUUCAGGAGGAGAUUCUCCAUCAGGAGGGUCACAGCAAAGGAGUUCACGACCUCAGCUUCCAUCCUGACGGCUCAUUGGCUGCUACGGGGUAAACAAACCUGAACACACACCUGACACACAUCGACACACACCUGAACACAAAUCUGUUACAUGACUUCUAAUUCACCCUUAUUUCAUGGUACCUGACAGAGACAGGUGUGAACAGAGCCUCAAGGUCAGGUGUUCAGUGAAAUAAAUAACCACUGUGUGUAAAACAACACAGCUUUAUGAAGUACAUGCAGUACUACACAAAGUACUAAUACUACAGUUCUGUUUGAGUGUUACUCUCUUCUCUGUGGCUCCACCCCUCUCUGCUCUGGUCCAAUCAGAGGGCUGGAUGCUUUCGGCAGAGUGUGGGACCUUCGAACAGGACGCUGCGUUGUUUUCCUGGAGGGACACCUGAAGGAGAUCUACAGUCUGCACUUCUCUCCUAACGGGUCAGCCAAUCACAGCCAAUCACAGAGCAGCACACUGUAGACACAGCCAAUCAGAGACCUCCGACAUUGAUAGAACAUCAAAUAAUUUGCUCCUUGAAUUUUUAAGGCUGUUUGGACGUGUGUUUGUGUGUGUGUGUGUCUUAUUCAUUGGCUUCUAACCCUGCAUGAGACUCUGCUCCUGUUUUAGUGUUUUAUGGGUUGUUUUUAGUUAUAUGUUUUAAAUACUUUUUAAAAACAUUGAAACUAUAUUUUACUUUUAAAUUCUGCUUUAUUUUAUCCAUUGUUUUAAUUGCUUUUUGAUUGUUUUCUAUGUCUGCGUGGUUUUGUCUAUCCAUGUACAGUACUUUGUUCAGCUGUGGUUGUUUUAAAGUACCUUACAAAUAAAGUUGAGUUGAGUUGAGUUGUGUGUGUGUGUGUGUGUGUGUGUGUGUGUGUGUGUCCUCAGGUAUCACCUGGCCACAGGAAGUGGAGAUAACACCUGUAAGGUUUGGGAGCUGAGAAACAGGAAGUGUUUGUACACAGUCCCUGCCCACCAAAAUCUGCUGUCAGCUGUUCGCUUCCAACGUAAACGCCACGACCUCGCUCUGAUCUUAUUGUUAUGAAAAUACGAUACGACUGUGACCUCACUUCCUGUUUUGUGUACAGCCACUGAUGGUCACUUCCUGUUGACGGGGGCCUAUGACAACACGGCAAAGGUUUGGAGUCACCCGGGCUGGAUGCCGCUGAAGACGCUCGCUGGACAUGAAGGAAAAGUACAGAUGCUUUGUUCUGAUUGGUCUGUUCAGACCCUGUGUUCUGAUUGGUCUGCUCAGAUACUGUGUUCUGAUUGGUCUGUUCAGGCGCUGUGUUCUGAUUGGUAUGUUCAGAUGCUGUGUUCUGAUUGGUGGAAUGUUCUCAGGUUACGAUCAUGUUUUGUUUCCAGGUAAUGGGCGUGGACGUCUCACCUGAUGGAAAACUAAUCGCCACCUGCUCCUAUGACCGAACCUUCAAACUCUGGCUGUCUGAUUGAGGUCAUCAUGAGGUCGUCGUGAGGCAUAAUAUGUUGGGCUCCAUUUUUUUUCUUACCAUUUUUCGAUGUUUUGUUCAUUUUUUAAAUAAAGUUAAAGAAAAUUGAA
Messenger RNA from Xyrichtys novacula (pearly razorfish), 17360 nucleotides. Lineage: Eukaryota; Metazoa; Chordata; Actinopteri; Labriformes; Labridae. The record is from the annotation of a GenBank genome assembly.